CUGACAUGAAGUAGAUAUGCAACUUAAAAUACGUUUACUUUCUUUUGCCAUAGAAACUAAUAAAUAAAUAGUUGUAAAUAGAAAUUAAGCAGUAAAUAUUAUUUGAUUGUACAGAAAUCUUAAGAAAACCUUUUCUAAAUGACUACAUUUGGCUGUCCAGCUUCCGUAAAAAUGUCUACAAAUUCACUGGAUAUUGAGAACGAAAAAAGUGAAUAUAAAGACGAUAAUGAAAAUGUAUCCAUGGAUUAUUCCAUUAAACACCCGUUGCAAAAUUGUUGGACGCUUUGGUAUUUUGAAAACGAUAGAAAUCAAUCAUGGGAAAAAAAUCAACGAGAAAUAGCCUCUUUUGACACUGUUGAAGAUUUUUGGAGUUUAUAUAACCACAUAAAACCUGCCAGUGAACUGAAACAAGGGACAGACUAUUCGUUGUUUAAGAAAGGUAUUAGGCCGAUGUGGGAAGAUGCUGCAAAUAAGAAGGGAGGCAGAUGGUUGAUCAGUUUAGAGAAGAAACAGAGAACUAAUGAUUUAGACCGAUACUGGUUAGAUAUUAUUUUGUGCCUGAUUGGUGAAGCUUUUGAAAAUUCCGAUGAAGUUUGUGGAGCAGUUGUUAACAUACGGUAUAAAGGGGAUAAAAUAGGUGUUUGGACUGGAGAUGCCAGCAAAGGAGCAGCCGUGCUCGAGAUUGGGCGCAAGUUGAAGGAACGUUUGCAUAUCUCAAACCGGAUAACAAUAGGUUAUGAGGUCCAUAAGGAUACAAUGGAUAAGACUGGUUCUAGUUCGAAAUACUCUUACAGUGUAUAAUUUUAAGAGUUACAUAUUCAGUUUGUUAAUUUAUCUCAUAAUUUUUUCAUAAAUAUAAUUAUACUAUAGACAUAUUUGGAAUUGAUUCAGUUAAAUAUUAAUUUAUUAUUUGUUACUUGUUAUGGGUUAUCAAUACCAACAAAUUACAAAUUUUAGUUUUUUUUUGUAAUUAAUCAGUUAGAAUUGUAUCAUUUUUUAACU
Molecule: messenger RNA, 1002 nt
Organism: Sitophilus oryzae (rice weevil)
Lineage: Eukaryota; Metazoa; Arthropoda; Insecta; Coleoptera; Curculionidae
Product: eukaryotic translation initiation factor 4E1-like
Exons: 5
Coding region: 139-801 (220 amino acids)
Biological process (GO): translational initiation
Cellular component (GO): cytoplasm; eukaryotic translation initiation factor 4F complex
Molecular function (GO): RNA 7-methylguanosine cap binding; translation initiation factor activity
Source: RefSeq, a predicted model, not a curated record